Molecule: messenger RNA, 5476 nt
Organism: Rattus rattus (black rat)
Lineage: Eukaryota; Metazoa; Chordata; Mammalia; Rodentia; Muridae
Gene: Ppp1r13b
Product: protein phosphatase 1 regulatory subunit 13B
Exons: 16
Coding region: 247-3552 (1101 amino acids)
Biological process (GO): apoptotic process; regulation of apoptotic process; negative regulation of cell cycle
Cellular component (GO): nucleus
Molecular function (GO): transcription factor binding; p53 binding
Source: RefSeq, a predicted model, not a curated record
CAGCCUGCGGGGGUGAGCGGAGUGGGUGGCGGAAGGCGGCCGGCUUCAGCAGAGGCGGCGGUGGCGGCUGAGGGACGGCGACGCGGCUCGCGGGGCGGCGCGACAGGACGAGCGAGGGCUGCGCGGCUCUCCGCAGCUGCCGCCUCGCCGCAGCCGGGGCGCAGGGCGCCGCAGCGGGUGCGCGGCCUGUGAGGCGGCCGGAGCUGCGUCCUGUCAGGCAGCGCGGGCGCGGCGGACGGCGCCGCGAUGAUGCCGAUGAUAUUAACCGUGUUCUUGAGCAACAAUGAACAGAUUUUAACAGAAGUUCCUAUAACACCUGAAACUACCUGUCGAGAUGUCGUAGAAUUCUGCAAGGAACCUGGAGAGGGCGGCUGCCACCUGGCCGAAGUGUGGAGAGGAAGUGAGCGUCCCAUCCCCUGUGACCACAUGAUGUAUGAGCACCUACAGAAGUGGGGGCCUCGCAGGGAAGAGGUAAAAUUUUUUCUUCGCCAUGAGGAUUCUCCAACUGAGAGCAGUGAACAAGGUGUCCGUCAGAGCCAAGAGCAGAGAACGCAGAGAAACGUUAUGAAUGUUCCUGGAGAGAAGCACACUGAAAAUGGGGUUGGGAACCCACGUGUUGAACUUACCCUCUCAGAACUUCAAGACAUGGCGGCCAGGCAGCAGCAGCAGAUUGAGAGUCAGCAGCAAAUGCUGGUUGCCAAGGAACAGCGUUUACAUUUCCUAAAGCAACAGGAGCGCCGCCAGCAGCAGUCCAUUUCUGAGAAUGAGAAGCUUCAGAAACUGAAGGAACGAGUGGAAGCCCAGGAAAACAAGCUGAAGAAGAUCCGGGCCAUGAGAGGACAAGUGGACUACAGCAAAAUCAUGAACGGCAAUCUGUCUGCUGAGAUUGAAAGGUUCAGCGCCAUGUUCCAGGAAAAGAAGCAGGAAGUUCAGACUGCCAUCUUACGAGUCGAUCAGCUCAGUCAGCAACUAGAAGAUUUAAAGAAAGGAAAGCUGAAUGGGUUCCAGUCAUACAACGGCAGGUUGACAGGGCCAGCAGCAGUGGAGUUAAAACGACUCUACCAAGAGCUGCAGAUUCGUAACCAGCUUAAUCAGGAGCAGAAUUCCAAGCUCCAGCAGCAAAAGGAGCUCCUGAACAAGCGCAACAUGGAAGUGGCCAUGAUGGAUAAGCGGAUCAGCGAGCUUCGUGAGCGCCUUUACGGCAAGAAAAUCCAGCUGAACCGUGUGAACGGCACAUCGUCACCACAGUCACCCCUGAGCACAUCUGGCCGGGUCGCUGCUGUGGGUCCUUAUAUCCAGGUUCCCAGUACUGGCGGGUUUCCUCUCCCAGGGGAUCCUGUAAAGCCCCAGUCUCUCACCAUUGCCUCGAGUGCUGCCCACGGAAGAUCCAAAUCUGCUAAUGAUGGAAACUGGCCAACGUUAAAGCAGAAUUCUGCUUCAGUGAAGUCGACUCAGAUGGCUGGUGGGGACUGGAAGGACUCAGGCAUGGAGGGGACCCUAAAGCAAGGUGCCAUCUCAAGCCAGCCUUUGCCUCUGUCCGCACUGGGAGCUACAGACAAGCUGGGCAUCGAGAUUGGCAAAGGGCCACCUCCCAUACCUGGUGUAGGCAAGCCACUUCCCCCAAGUUAUGGGACAUAUCCAAGCCCUGGGCCCCUGGGCCCAGGGUCAACAAGCUCCCUGGAGAGGAGGAAAGAAGGAAGCUUGCCCAGACCUGCUGCAGGCCCACCGAGUCGGCAGAAGCCCGCCCCACUGCCCCCAGCGGGCAGCGCUCCCCAGCCCGGCUCCUCACAGCAGAUUCAGCAGAGGAUCUCCGUGCCACCAAGUCCCACAUACCCACCAGCGGGGCCCCCUGCUUUCCCAGCUGGAGACGGAAAACCUGAGCUGCCACUCACAGUGGCCAUUAGGCCUUUCCUGGCUGAUAAAGGGUCAAGGCCACAGUCUCCCAGGAAGGGACCUCAGACAGUAAACUCAAGCUCUAUAUACUCCAUGUACCUCCAGCAAGCCACGCCACCUAAGAAUUACCAGCCACCAGCACAUGGCACCCUAAACAAGUCAGUUAAAGCAGUGUAUGGUAAACCUGUCCUACCGUCAGGGUCAGCGUCUCCAUCGCCCUUACCGUUUCUUCAUGGGUCACUGGGCACAGGCACGACACAGCCGCAGCCACCUUCAGAAUGUGCUGAGAAGGAGCCAGAGCCGGAAGGCCCCAGCGUGCCUGGAGAAGGCAGCACGGUGGAAAGCCUGCCACGGCCGCUCAGUCCCACCAAACUCACACCCAUUGUACACUCCCCGCUCCGUUACCAGAGCGAUGCGGACCUGGAAGCUCUCCGCAGGAAGCUGGCCAAUGCACCCCGACCCCUGAAGAAGCGCAGCUCUAUCACGGAGCCGGAGGGCCCUGGAGGGCCCAACAUUCAAAAGUUGCUUUAUCAACGCUUCAACACCCUGGCUGGCGGCAUGGAGGGUACCCCUUUCUACCAGCCCAGCCCGUCACAGGACUUUGUGGGCACCAUAGCUGAUGUGGACAAUGGAAACACCAAUGCCAAUGGCAACUUGGAUGAGUCUUUCCCUCCCCGGCCCACGGCCCCACUUCCUGAUGAGCUUGCCCCAUCCUCAGAUGCCAAUGACAAUGAGUUACCUUCCCCUGAGCCAGAGGAGCUCAUUUGUCCCCAGACAACUCAUCAAACUGCUGAGCCCACUGAGGACAAUAACAACAAUGUGGCCACGGUGCCCUCCACAGAGCAGAUCCCAAGUCCUGUGGCUGAGGCUCCUUCCGAGGAGGAUCAGGUCCUUCCUGCACCUCUUUCCCCUGUCGUCCAUCCUCCAACAGCAUCUGCGAGCAAACGGACCAACCUGAAGAAGCCUAACUCUGAGCGGACAGGGCAUGGGCUGAGAGUGCGCUUCAACCCCCUGGCACUGCUUCUAGAUGCUUCUCUGGAAGGAGAGUUUGAUCUAGUGCAGAGGAUCAUCUAUGAGGUGGAAGACCCUAGCAAACCCAAUGACGAAGGGAUCACCCCCCUACACAAUGCUGUCUGUGCUGGCCACCACCAUAUCGUGAAGUUUCUGCUGGACUUUGGUGUCAAUGUGAAUGCUGCAGACAGUGAUGGAUGGACACCACUGCACUGUGCCGCCUCUUGCAACAGUGUCCACCUCUGCAAGCAGCUGGUGGAGAGUGGAGCCGCUAUCUUUGCCUCCACCAUCAGUGACAUCGAGACCGCUGCAGACAAGUGUGAGGAGAUGGAGGAGGGCUACAUCCAGUGCUCUCAGUUCCUGUACGGGGUACAAGAGAAGCUGGGGGUCAUGAACAAAGGCAUUGUGUAUGCUCUGUGGGACUACGAAGCCCAGAACAACGAUGAGCUGUCCUUCCAUGAAGGGGAUGCCAUCACCAUCCUGAGGCGCAAAGACGAAAACGAGACCGAGUGGUGGUGGGCUCGUCUUGGGGACCGGGAGGGCUAUGUGCCCAAAAACUUGCUUGGGGUAAGCACUCCGUACACUCAGCUCUCAUGCUGGAGUCUUCUGGUCUUGUUGACCUGUACAAAAGUCACAAGACACUCAUAGCUUGGGGUUCAGUUCUGCUGGCAUCAAGGUAGAACAGAACACCUCUCUCCAAGCCCCAGCAGCCUGCUUUGUAUAAGGGCAAGUCCCCGAGUCCCUACAGCUGUGAGACGGGGCCACAUAAUGGAGACCAUGUGAGGUUUAGAGACCACCAGGGUCACCUCAGUCUGCCCCGCUCAUGGUGAACUCUGGGAAGUACUAAGCCACCCCACUUAGCUCUCCCUGAUCUGGAUUCUCCAGAGCUUGGUGAAGUACACACUGUAGUCCUACUGCCUGGUUGCUUUGGUGAUGGUGUUGUGCUUUGGUGGUUUCGUAACCACCCAUUCCCCUCCUGAACUGAUAACUGAACCCAGGGCUCUACCACUGAGCCAAAUCCCCAGCCUCUGGAACCUGGCCCCUGGAAGGCAGAAGAACUUAACUGCCUGCCUUGGUUAGAGACCUGACUGCUCACAAGGGAAGCUGUAAAGAAAGGAGUGGAAAGGAGUGGCCACGGUUGUGGGCUACGCUGCAUCCACAGUGGCGUCUGCUUUAACAGAGAGAUUGCCUCUACUCAAGUGCCACCUCCCGCCAGACCUUCCCAGAUACUCUGAACCUGCCAGAUGCCAACACGAGCCAGCAUGGGUGCUACACCGAGGGGUCUAGGGACAGUGACAGGUUCCCAGGGGUGAUGAAUGUAUGAACAAGAUCCUUGGGUCUUAGUGGAGGGGACAGCUGAGGCUAGGUCUGAGCAAGCACAUCCUGGAGAUAACGCUGUGGUGACAGGAGUGGAACCCAGAGACCAAAUCCUUCGCAGUCAUCUUUUGCCCUAACUCUUGUCCAUUGCUUCCCAGUUGUAUCCACGGAUCAAGCCCCGGCAGCGAACACUUGCCUGAGCCCCUGCAGUUCCAGUCCUUUGCUCCCAGGAGAAGCCUCCUGCUGCCCUGGAAAACUGAAGCCAGGAUGGUGCCAUGGUGCUCACUUUAGCAGACAGGAUCCACAAUGUGAACCCCAACUCCCCAGGUGAGGGCCUCCUCGUCUGCAGUGACUGGGAGAGCUAGUACGUUUGCCUUCAGAGGACUGCAUUUCUGCCAAUUACUGUAAAUCUGAAUAAAUACCCAGCUUCCAAAACAUCCAUCCCUUUUGCCAGUAAGAAGUCAUGACCAUGAGCCCUGACUUGCCAAUGAAGACAAAAGCUGACUUGGCCCAGAGGCCCCUUCUCGUGUUAAAUGUCUGACCUUCAGCAAGAGCAAGCUGCUGCAGGCGGCCUGGGCUACCCCUCCCUGGAAAGUCUCAAACCGUCGUCCUUUCUCACAUCGCCUCUCACAAAAUCCUCUCCUUUCACUACCAAAGGAGCCCUUUUGGAGACUGCUCUGUUUAGUUACCUGAUGACGUUCUGCUGUGGCUGGACUCGCACGCCUCAGCACAUGGGGCUCUCGGAUUCCUACGGCUUCUAGCUGCACAGCGUCCGUCAUUUAUUCUCCCCUUUUUGGCAUAAGCUCAUUCUAUUCUGAGUAGCUAAGACACGGGAGUCUGAGCGAUGAGGAGUCUAAGUUAAGUUUGUGGUGGGCUGGGCAAAGCCCGGUUCAGGAUCGACAACUGUCAACCUGGGACGCCAUCCCAAGUGAGGCGGGCUCUGUGUCCUGGAGCCUGAGCGCUGUAGACAGGCUUUUUAUACACCAGGGUUAUUUUUCAACUAGGCCUGGAAACUACCGGGACUGUGUUGGCAGUGUUUCUUCUCAUCGAAACACAAGCCUUAGGCUUUAUUUUUCAUGAGUCUUGUGCAUAACUACGUGUAAAUCCGUGUGGGCUCUGGGAGCAGUGCUGUCUGUGGUCAGCUGCCAAGCGGUGAUCACUCAGGGUGGCACCGAAAGUGAUGCCCUGUGAGCGACCUCUGCCAUCCCGACGCCACCGAUGCUGUGUGACGUGCACAAUAAACCGCUCUCUCACA